GAGGAGAUCGAGAGGCACUGCCCCAGCGGCCCCCGCGAAGCGGCCGACGGGGACGUGUGCCCGAUCUGCCUAGAGGAAGCCGUCCCCGAUGAGGUCGUUCGAAAGCUCCAGUGCGGGCACGUCGUGCACAAGGAGUGCUGUGAAGCUUGGCUGGCUACAGCCGACGCGUGCCCCAUGUGCAGAUCUCAGGUUCAACGAUUCCCGUUCCUCCACAUGUUGACACGUCUUUGCGGGAGUGAUUCUACGAACCCAGACCUCCAACGUCGUAACCAGUGCACGACUGCAGUUGAUUAUUGCUUUAUCUGCUCUUUUUCUGGGCUUUGAGUUCCUUGGGGCGCGAUCUGUGCUGUGGGACCAUCAAAACCAUUCUGCAGCGCAAUACUGGCCCCGAAUAUGGGGUCGAUGCUCGCACUCGUAACAAAAAGGCGCGGCGUUCGAGGUCUGGUGCGUCCUCAUGGAAUGCAUGCGUAAUGCAAGUUGAAGCACCGAGACGUUUGGGUAACAUAGUACAUACAGUGUUGUCGAUUAUCAUGAGAUGCAGUCGUGGCACAUAGUGCCGGUGCUGACGAUGGGGAAGAGGAGGAAUUACAUGACCAGGUGACGCAUCCCAUGGCGCGGACGUUACUGACCAUGCGGACAAUAACUGAAGAUCACGGGUGAUAGUAGUAGUGGUAGUAGUG
Molecule: messenger RNA, 680 nt
Organism: Prorocentrum cordatum
Lineage: Eukaryota; Dinophyceae; Prorocentrales; Prorocentraceae
Source: the annotation of a GenBank genome assembly